Messenger RNA from Gekko japonicus, 1189 nucleotides. RefSeq names its product Norrie disease (pseudoglioma) (gene NDP). NCBI's taxonomy places the organism in Eukaryota, Metazoa, Chordata, Lepidosauria, Squamata, Gekkonidae. Gene Ontology annotation, biological process: Wnt signaling pathway. The coding region runs from base 325 to 729 and encodes 134 amino acids. The transcript is spliced from 3 exons. The record is from RefSeq and is a predicted model, not a curated record.
CUAACUUUUGUGUGUUGCAAAUAUAAAAGGGAAGCCAUGUGACAGAGGGACAGAAGAACAAAAGCAUUUGGAAGUAACAAGACCUCUUAUUAGCUCUCACAGUUUAGAAGUCCAACAGGAGGCAGGAGCAACACAUUUUCCAAAGCCUUGAAGGAGAUGCUUUGAUGGAUUAUAACGUCAACAAAUGUCUACCCCAAAACUAGCAAUGACAACCCAGAGACUUAAAACAGAUCUUUCACUUUCCUCGAAAGGGACUGGGCCUCAGUCUUUAGAGUGUUUUUGAUACUCUACCUCCCUCUACUGUUAUUCCUAAGAAGUUCUCCAAUGAUGGGAAGUCAUGUACUAGCCGCUUCAAUUUCCAUGCUGUCUCUUCUGGUGAUCAUGGGAGACGCAGAUACUAAAACGGACAGUACCUUCAUGAUUGACUCAGACCCUGGACGCUGCAUGAGGCACCAUUAUGUUGAUUCCAUCAGCCACCCUUUGUACAAGUGCAGUUCAAAGAUGGUGCUGCUGGCUCGCUGUGAGGGUCGCUGCAGUCAAACAUCACGCUCUGAGCCCAUGGUGUCCUUCAGCACAGUCCUCAAACAGCCCUUCCGCUCCACCUGCCACUGCUGCCGCCCCCAAACGUCCAAACUGAAGGCCAUGAGGUUGCGCUGCUCUGGGGGCAUGAGACUCACGGCCACCUACCGUUACAUUCUCUCCUGCCACUGUGAAGAGUGCAAUUCCUAGGAGCAACUGUGUCUCAGCAGAAUGAAUGGGAGGGUCACAAGCUCAGCAGCACAAUUUAUACAUUUAAGGAUAAUGAAUAUGGAUUGUAUUUGAGAACUACACAGAGUAAACUGUGAUGAUGCCUGGAAAUGUGCUGAACCUAGAAGCGGACCUCAGAAUGUAUGUCCAUGCUGAAGAUGGAAAACCUUUGAGGGUGGGACUGUUUUUCAAAAGCAUAUUUUCCCCAGAAAGAUAUUGUAUCCAUUUAUCCGGCUAAGCAGCUACUUUGAUCCUGAAUAAGGACAGAAUCAUGAUGCCUCUUCAUUUGAGUGUCCUGCCAUUAAAGGUUUUUUUUAAAAAAACAACAACCCUAAAAACAUAUCAAAGAUGUACAGUGGGUAGAAAUAUAUGGAAAAUGCUUUAUUCUAGAAGAAGAGAAAGACUCUGUUGCUCUAUACAGAAGCCUAUUGUAUCAUUUAAA